AAAAUGAUGCCUAACAACUAGUACUAGAGUCCUUAAAAUUCUUAAUUACCUGUACAAAGUUACAAGUACUUAGAAGUUGUGCGUGAAGAGGAUGCUGAAGAUGAGAAACCAACACAUAUUUUUAGCGAGAAUCUAACGGAAAGUUAAACAAGUAAAUUGAAUUCAUAUAAUAUUUUAAGGAAUGCUUACUGCCUAUACAACUCCAAUGAAGAACAUUAAACGAAAUGGAGGCAAUUCAUCAUCCUCAGGAAGGAGUCCCUUUUAAGAGCUCUAAAAAUCAAGUUCCAAUUAGGUAAUUCAAAUUACAGAAUGUUUAGAAAAUAUUAACAACUGUAACACCAAACAAGAAUUCAGUUUUGAAGUUCAGAUGACAUUUUUUUUAAUUUGCAUUUCCC
Paramecium primaurelia is the source of this 395-nucleotide messenger RNA. The record is from the annotation of a GenBank genome assembly. Lineage: Eukaryota; Ciliophora; Oligohymenophorea; Peniculida; Parameciidae.